Messenger RNA from Sphaeramia orbicularis (orbiculate cardinalfish), 1287 nucleotides. RefSeq names its product beta-1,3-galactosyltransferase 8 (gene b3galt8). Lineage: Eukaryota; Metazoa; Chordata; Actinopteri; Kurtiformes; Apogonidae. Gene Ontology annotation, molecular function: N-acetyl-beta-D-glucosaminide beta-(1,3)-galactosyltransferase activity. The record is from RefSeq and is a predicted model, not a curated record. Gene Ontology annotation, cellular component: Golgi membrane. The transcript has a single exon. Gene Ontology annotation, biological process: protein O-linked glycosylation. The coding region runs from base 60 to 1016 and encodes 318 amino acids.
GUUCCUCUUUCACUUCGGAGCUAAAGCAGGACUGAGGAGCGGACUGGAGAGUUGUGGACAUGAGGAGCAGCUGUUCCUGGAGGUUAGUGAAGUUCCUGGCUGCAUCAGCUGUUCUGGUCCUGUCCCUUCAGAUCCUGGUGUAUGAACUGAGCACGGAUUUACCCACACCGGUUCUGCUGUCAGAGGAGGACUACAGGGUCUUAUCCCCUCAGACAUACAAGUACAUCCUGAACCAACCUGCAGCAUGCAAACACAGGACCCCCUUCCUGGUCUUCAUGGUCCCUGUUGCACCACAGCAGGUUGAAGCCAGGCAGGCGGUGAGGAAAACAUGGGGGGCCCCAGGUGCAGAGACCCUCACUUUAUUCUUUAUGGGGGUCCCCGAGGAGCAGGGGUCAGGCGUCCAGGAGCAGCUGGAGGCGGAGAGUGGACGCCACGCUGACAUCAUCCAGAUGGAUUUUGUGGACAGCUACCCCAACCUGACCAUCAAGACUAUGAUGAUGAUGAACUGGCUGGCCACCCACUGCCCCAACGCCUCCUACGCCAUGAAGGUGGACUCUGACAUCUUCGUCAACAUCUUCUACCUCAUGCAGCGCCUUAGAGGUUCUCCCAGGUGGGGCUACAUCACGGGGUCUGUGAUCCGAAACGGGAAGGUGAGGAGGGACAGCAGCAGUAAGUGGUUUGUGUCUAAGCAGAUGUACCCCAAGGACAGGUACCCCACGUACAUGUCCGGAGCCGGGUACGUGUUCUCCUCAGAUCUUGCCUGGAGGAUCUCCUGGGCAUCCAGGUAUGUCAAGAUGAUCCCCCUGGAGGACGUCUACGUGGGGCUGUGUCUGCAGGUGCUGGACGUCCGGCCCGUUUACUCUUACAGCCUUCCAUUCAUGACCAACCUGUUUGAGGUCAGAGAUCUGCAGUACGACAGAUGCACCUUCGCCAGGCGGGUCAUUGUGAACGGGUUCAGUCCAUCUGAGCUGGUCCGAGUCUGGCAGGACUUCUACCAAGGCCACGUUCACUGCUGAUCACACUGAGUUAAGAAAAACCUGAAUGGAACUACUGUAGAGGAAAAAAAGCCAUUAAAUAUUUAGCCAUUUGGGAGGAGGAAUUUGUUUUCUUUUAUAAUCAAAAUUAGACAGAAAAAUAUGUGUACAUGCAUUUAAAAUAAUUAUUAUAUUGUCAUUCAGUUCAGUAGUGCUCCAAUCAGAAUAAUUAGUUUAAGGAGGACAAAACUUUAUCUAAACUUCAGACUUUAUUUUUAUUUAUUCUAAUUCAGAAGCAAAAAAAAUAAUAAUC